Molecule: messenger RNA, 2266 nt
Organism: Vitis riparia (riverbank grape)
Lineage: Eukaryota; Viridiplantae; Streptophyta; Magnoliopsida; Vitales; Vitaceae
Product: CBL-interacting serine/threonine-protein kinase 10
Exons: 2
Coding region: 674-2020 (448 amino acids)
Biological process (GO): signal transduction; protein phosphorylation
Molecular function (GO): protein kinase activity; ATP binding
Source: RefSeq, a predicted model, not a curated record
AAUUAAAAAAAAAAUCUUUUUUACUUUUAGUUUUUUGGAUUCUUCUGAAAUCAUUAAAAACCCACUUCUGUUUCAUGGAAGUAGCUUUACUCUGCGCUCUUGUUUGGGUUGGGAGGAACGAUUAUAGCAAACCCAAAAGGCUAUUGAAGCUUUUUAUUAACCUUCAGCAUUUCUUAUUGUAGUAAUCCUGGGUUCUGUCUUCAGGAUUUGAAAGAGACUGGUUUGUUUGAUAAUUGUGCUAAGGUUUAAACCCUAUUCUGAACGAUUUUUCUGCUUGAUCACCGAGUAUUCGACUAAAGUCUUGUUAGUUUCUCCUCUUUUUUCUUCUCCAGCAUAAUUCAGUUGAUUUUCGAAAGGAAAAACCAGGGAAUGCUGCAAGAUGUAUCUGAGUGCUCAGCGUUCUCUCUCUGAAGUAUUUGAUGUUGCAUAUUUACCCCAUUUGCCAUUCCUCAUCUUUGAUGAAACUGAGCGCAUAAAUUGCAGCUCCCUUUCUCUCAGUGCCCAAAAGCAAGAUGGGUCAGUAGAGCAUAGAAUUUGUUGUGUGUUCAUACAUUACUUGUGUGGGGACGGUUGAGCUUCUUCUACUAUUUAGAACCCCUGCUCUGUAAAUAGCAUAUAUUGUAUAAGCAGACGAGACUCGGGCUUUAUUGUGUGUUAGCUUUUGUUUAUUGGGAUGGAGAGUAAAGGGGCUGUGUUGAUGAACAGAUAUGAAUUAGGAAGAUUGCUAGGGCAAGGUACCUUUGCUAAGGUUUACUAUGCCAGGAAUCUUAAAACUGGCCAGAGUGUGGCCAUUAAAGUGAUAGACAAAGAGAAGGUUGUGAAGGUUGGGCUCAAAGAUCAGAUCAAGCGAGAAAUAUCUGUUAUGAAACUGGCUAGACACCCUAAUGUUUUGCAGCUUUAUGAGGUUAUGGCCACCAAAAGUAAGAUCUACUUUGUUAUGGAAUAUGCUAAAGGUGGUGAGCUCUUUAAGAAGGUGGCUAAAGGGAAGCUAAAGGAGGAAGUUGCAUGGAAAUAUUUUAGGCAGCUGAUUGAUGCUGUUGAUUUCUGCCAUAGCAGGGGAGUUUAUCACCGUGAUCUGAAACCGGAAAACUUAUUGUUGGAUGAGAAUGAUAACCUAAAGGUCUCUGACUUUGGAUUAAGUGCCAUGGCUGAAUGCAAGCAUCAAGAUGGGCUACUCCACACCACUUGUGGGACUCCUACCUAUGUUGCUCCUGAAGUGAUCAACAAAAAAGGCUAUGACGGGGCCAAAGCUGACAUUUGGUCUUGUGGGGUGGUCUUAUUUGUCCUACUGGCGGGUUAUCUCCCAUUUCAUGAUUCAAAUUUGAUUGAAAUGUAUAGGAAGAUUAGUAAGGCAGAGUUUAAGUGCCCUAAUUGGUUCUCACCAGAUGUACGCAGGUUGCUUCAAAAGAUAUUGGAUCCAAAUCCCAAUACUAGAAUUUCCAUUGCCAAAAUCAAGGAAAGUUCUUGGUUCAGAAGAGGAUUGAAAUCCAAACAGAUAAAAUCUGAAACAGGAAGCAAGGACAUGGCUCCUUUGGAUUCAGAUGCAGCUUCGGGUCCCUGCAAAAGUAAUGGUAUGGCUUCUGAAGCAAAGCAAGAGUUAGCCAAACCUACAAACCUGAAUGCUUUCGAUAUCAUCUCUAUUUCUGCUGGUUUUGAUCUGUCUGGCUUGUUUGAGGAACCUUGUCAAAAGAAAAAGGCAAUAUUUACUUUCAGAAAACCUGCUGCUGUCAUCAUCUCUCGACUGGAAGAAAUUGCCAAGCAUCUGAGGCUGAAAGUGAUGAAGAAGGAUGCAGGUUUCAUGAAAUUUGAGGGCCUGAAGGAAGGUAAGAAAGGAAUCUUGUCCAUUGAUGCAGAGAUUUUUGAGGUGACACCAUCUUUUCAUUUGGUGGAAGUAAAGAAGUCUAAUGGAGAUACGUUGGAAUAUCAGAAGCUACUGAAAGAAGAUAUAAGACCUGCUCUCCAAGAUAUCGUUUGGACUUGGCAAGGUGAGGAGCAGCAGCAACAACAGCAGCUUUCCUGACUGUUCUUAUAUAGUCAGUUCUUUCAUGGGGAAUGAUAUAUUCUGUUUGGUUGUGUAUCUUCAUAAUCUGCCGUUUCUAAAUCUUGUCUUCGCCCUUAGUGUAGUCUACCUAUUUAAAUAGACUCUGUUCUUUUGGUGCUUGUGCUUUAUAACUUCUUUUGUCAAACAGAUUGUGAUAUCUUUCAAUCACUUCCUCUUGCUGUUCUUUGUCUGUUUUAUAAGUUUACCAGCUAUGCUUUUCCUGAA